AGCUCACUUGGAAGCUCUCUCUCUCUCUCUCUCUCUCUCUCUCAGUUCAUGUAGCAAAUGCAAAAAUCUUUUAAAGUUAAAACCAGUACUGGGGUGGUGUUGUGUUACCAGUGACUUUAAUCAGAGAUGAAAGGAAUCGAUCUCUUCUGUGCAUCUCCAGCCUCAACAGCCAUAUGUGUGAGCUUCGACAAAAGCUCUGUGUUUCUACAAGGUGGUCGGGCAAUAGAUCGCCAUAAUCCUCAUCUUAAGGACUCAAGAAGAAGCAGCAGUAGAUCAGGCCUUCUCAACCCUCCUCCAUCUUCUCCCUAUUCCUCGCAUUCUCAUUCUCAUUCUCAUUCUCAUUCUCGUUCUCAACCUCAACCACCCACAAAAUCCAAACCUUACCCACAAAACAGAAAUCAAAAGAAGACUACAAGAAAGAGCUCUGCUAAGGCCACUGAUCUCAUUAGCCCACCUGGUUCCUCCAGAUAUCUCUUGAGUGAUACCUCUUUCUUUGAUGUCUAUUCCGAUUUUGAUCCAAUUUCUACAUUAGUUCCUGUUGUACCCUCAAGGCCUCUUUCUCUCAACCCCCAUGAUUCUCCUGCUUUGAAACCUUCUUCUUCUUCCUCCUCGAUUUCCUCUUCAACUCCCAACUUAAAACCUUUCUCUUCCUCAUCUCUCUCACCACCAUCUCCUGCUUUAAAACCUUCUUCUUCAACUCGCUCUUGUGACCAGGCUAGUCUAUCUUCUUCUUCAACUCGCUCACAUGACCAGAUUGUGGUUCUGAGGGUUUCAUUGCACUGCAAGGGCUGUGAAGGAAAAGUAAGGAAACAUAUCUCAAGAAUGGAAGGGGUGACAUCCUUUAGCAUAGACUUUGAAACAAAGAAGGUGACGGUGAUCGGGAACGUAACACCGUUGGGUGUACUCGCAAGUGUCUCGAGGGUAAAGAAUGCACAAUUCUGGCCAUCACCGUCUUCGUCAUCGCCUGUUGCCUCUAGUUACUGAUAGAAUC
This is a messenger RNA of Telopea speciosissima, 991 nucleotides long. RefSeq names its product protein SODIUM POTASSIUM ROOT DEFECTIVE 1-like. The transcript is spliced from 3 exons. Lineage: Eukaryota; Viridiplantae; Streptophyta; Magnoliopsida; Proteales; Proteaceae. The record is from RefSeq and is a predicted model, not a curated record. Gene Ontology annotation, molecular function: metal ion binding. Bases 127 to 984 code for a protein of 285 amino acids.